Molecule: messenger RNA, 7095 nt
Organism: Nelumbo nucifera (sacred lotus)
Lineage: Eukaryota; Viridiplantae; Streptophyta; Magnoliopsida; Proteales; Nelumbonaceae
Product: putative 1-phosphatidylinositol-3-phosphate 5-kinase FAB1C
Biological process (GO): phosphatidylinositol phosphate biosynthetic process
Cellular component (GO): endosome membrane
Molecular function (GO): metal ion binding; ATP binding; 1-phosphatidylinositol-3-phosphate 5-kinase activity
Source: RefSeq, a predicted model, not a curated record
UGUGAGAUGUUGCCCCCUCACCAAACCAACCAAAUCCAAGCCCAACCUUCCUCUCUUUCCUUUUUUUCUCUCUCUAGCUAUCUCUAUUCCUUAUUAUUCCUCCAAAACACUUCAAAGACUGCUGAUGACUCUGAUUGCUGAGAGGGACGUUGAACAUCAGACUGUAGCCUUCUUUGUGAAAGAGAAAUAGAGAGAGAGGAUCGAUAUAAAAGAAGGGAAAGGGUGAAGGCGGAUUUUUUUUGUUCAAAUAUUAAUAUUUUAAUCAUUGAAGGGAAAAUGAAAGCUUUGCCGGGAAAAAUGGGAAAGCAAAGUGUGGUGGUGCAGUUUGCGAUGCUAGCCGAUACCGAGAGAAAGGGAACCUUCUCCGUUCUUCUUCUUCUACUUCUUCUGUUGCUUCUCUUACUUCACGUUAUUUAGCGGAUACCCACCUCAGAUAAGUUCUUUCUUUUUCUAUGUGUUCGACUGUUUUUGAUAUUAUAAUUUUCUUGGUCUUUUUUUUUUUUUCUGAGGAAUCUGAGGAGACAGGCAUUUCUGACUACUGGGCUCCUGAGGUUUGAUGGAUUCAAGUUUGGAUUUUUUUGUUGACAAACUGAAAUGAAACUCUGUUGUCGUAGAUUUGAGAUUAUUUUUGAUUUAGGGAUCUAGGUUUUUUUUUUUUAAGUUUUGAGAACUAGGUUCUACUCUACUAAUGCUUGAGUCGUUAUUCGGAUGCAUUCUUGACGAUUCAGGGAUUGGUUAAUGGGUUUUGUCUAGGAUUUGUGUUCGUUGCUGUUUCUGUUGUUGUUGUUGUUGUUGUCGUCGUUGUUAUUGGGAGCUUGUGGUAGGGUUAAUUGGGGAACUGUGUUGUUGCUGUAGGAGGUCUUGUGGCGUUUUCUACAAUUUGUUGUAAAUAGAAAAUCAGUUUUUGUGUGUUUUACCGUUCGGUGUUGGAUUUUCCUCCCUUGAGACUUUUUUGUGAUUCGCUGGAGGGAUUGGUCUUUGUUAUUACUAGUUUUUGUGAAAUACCUCUGAUCGGUUUGGACUCUUUUCCGGUUAAGGAAGCGGGUUCGAUCGAAUGUUACUUGUUUGGAUACCAUACAGUCAUUACACUCUUUUCAGUGUAGUCUGUCUCUGAUUUCCUUAAAAAUACCCACCAUUUUUAUUGUGGGUUCUACAGAUUUUGCCCACUUUCGGAUUUUCUUUCUUUUAUUUUUCGAGGAAAUUGCUAGAUUUUCUGGAAAUUGUAUAAUUUUAUCUUUCGAUUGAAUUUUUUUUUUCUUUAAAAGAAAGUAACUAUACAUCUUGAAAGAAGAAGAAGAAGAAGAAGAAGAAUCUGUAACGGGUUUUGUUUUGUGGGGAGCCUGAUUGUUUUAUUUGGGAGGGGAUUCUCUCUAUGGGAAUACCUGAUAGUUCACUUCUAGAUCUAAUAGGGAAGGUCAGAUCUUGGAUCCCGUGGGGAAGAAGCGAUCUAUCUGGUUUCUCCAGGGAAUUCUGGAUGACUGAUAACAGUUGCAGGAUGUGUUGCGGCUGUGGAACACGCUUCACACAGUUCAGUUUUCAAUACCAUUGCCAAAGCUGUGGCCGAGUAUUGUGUAGGAAAUGCAUGCAUGGUAUGAGCAUUUCUAUUUCUGUAUCAGAUGGUUGGAGAAGUGUCACUGAGGAUGGUGGGCAUGUCAAAUGCUGCAAGUUCUGCUUUCAUGCCAAUUCUGGGCAUGAAGUCGGCAGAGAGUAUGAAGAGAAAGAUGUUUCUUCUACAUUUCCUCUGCCAAGUAGCAGAAGUGCGGUUUCCUGCUUCAGCAAUGGAAAUUUUGAUAAUAUUAACAGUAGUAAGCAACUACUCAAUGAUCACCUUACACGCUUUCUUGAAGCACAAGAACAUGGUUCUUCUCCCCAUACAGCAGAUAGUGGUAGCUUGGCCUCAAUCAUGGGCCAGCCAUCUCCAGUUUCUUUUUGCCGCUCUCCCAGCAGGAGUGAUGAGGAAGAUGCCGAGGAUUCUAGGAAGCAAUUUCUGAGUCCAUCAAGUGAAUACUGUCAAUAUAUUUCUGAAAUAGAUUCUAGUAGUGUUAGUGGUAGACAUGAAUUUUAUGGUUUGAAGUCAGUAGGUUCUAGUCCCUUGGACAGCCCUUAUAGGAUUGCAAAUACUCUUAAUAGAGCUGGGUACUCUGUACAGCAGGAACAAGGAGGAACUCCAAGGUCUCAGAAUGAGGCUGACCUCGGCCAAGAAACUAGGGCUGUUGUAAGAAGGCCUGGAACAGAGGCUGAGGAUGUAGAGAACACUGAUGAUUGCUCAGAUUUGUCAAUAUUCCGGGAACAAUGUGAGAAAGUGCAACAGACAUUGGAUUUUGAAAACAAUGGUCUCAUAUGGUUUCCUCCUCCCGCUGAAGAUGGCGAGGAUGAAUCUGAAAGCAAUUUCUUUGACUAUGAUGAUGAGGAAGAUGAUGUUGGAGAGUCGGGCAUUCUUUUCUCAUCUAGUAACUUUAGUAGUGAUACAUUCCCAGUCAGGGAGAAACCAAAAGAGGAAUACAAGGAACCUCUUAGAGCUGUAAUACAUGGACACUUUAGAGCUCUUGUGUCACAGCUUCUUCAUGGUGAGGGCGUCAGUGCAGGGAAUGAGAGUAGUGUGGAUGACUGGUUGGAUAUAGUUACAUCGGUUGCAUGGCAAGCAGCAUCCUUUGUGAAACCGGAUACAAGCAGAGGAGGCAGUAUGGAUCCUGGUGACUAUGUAAAAGUUAAGUGUAUAGUCUCAGGAAGUCCAAGAGAAAGCACCCUUAUUAAGGGAGUAGUUUGUACAAAAAAUAUAAAACACAAGCGCAUGACAUCACAAUACAAGAAUCCUAGAUUACUUCUCUUGGGAGGUGCGCUUGAGUACCAAAGAGUUCCGAAUCAAUUGGCAUCUUUUAAUACUUUACUUGAACAGGAAAUGGAUCAUCUCAAGAUGAUUGUUUCAAAGAUAGAGGCCCACCGCCCAAAUGUUUUACUGGUGGAGAAAUCUGUAUCUUCAUAUGCUCAGGAAUAUCUGUUGGCGAAAGAAAUCUCUCUAGUGUUGAAUGUAAAGGGGCCCUUAUUGGAGCGCAUAGCCCGGUGUACUGGUGCUUCUAUUGUUCCAUCAAUUGAUAAUCUUUCUACUGCACGAUUGGGACACUGUGAAAUCUUUCGACUAGAGAGAGUUUCUGAAGAAUGUAAUAUUUCUAGUCAUCCCAACAAGAAAUCGAGUAAAACCCUGAUGUUUUUUGAGGGUUGUCCAAGGCGUUUAGGUUGCACGGUCCUUCUCAAGGGUACAUGUCAUGACGAACUAAAGAAGGUUAAACAUGUUGUUCAAUAUGCAGUAUUUGCAGCAUAUCAUUUAUCCCUAGAGACAUCCUUCCUUGCUGAUGAGGGUGCAAGUCUUCCUAAGAUACCAUUGAAAUCUGCAAUUUCCAUACCAGAAAAGAUGAUUGGUGUUGAUAAUGCUAUUUCAGUAAUCUCUACUUCAGCUGUGACUCCUACAGAUGAACAUCAAUGUGGAGCUGCAGGCAGCAUGCUAGAGACAUUAUCCCCUCAUGUAAGAUCAGAUGUAUCAGGCCAAAAUGGUCUGGUGAGCCUUUCUUUGAAACUUGCAGAACAGGAGCCAUUUUGUGAGCAUUUUAAUCCUAGUGAUAUUUCUACCUCAUCUCUUUGCUUCCUGGGCUCUACUGUUGGAAAGGCUCACUGUGAUCUAUGCGGUAAUCAUGUGGUUAUGCAAUCAUGUGUUCAGUCACGACCUGAGGGGCUGGUUCACUCUUCUGUGGUUCCUUCUGAUAUUAAAAAUCAUUCCCAACAUGAAUUGCUGGAAUCAUUAGUUCAAGAUGGUGAGAUUACAUUAAGAACUUAUGGGCAACCUGAGGAAAUCCAUGAACUGGCAAAGAAUGAUGGGGCUGAUCGGAUUGAAGUCACAGGUGAAAUUUUCUCAGCUGCUGAAAAUCAUCAGAGUAUAUUGGUUUCCUUUUCAAGCCGAUGUGUUCUGAAAGGAACUGUUUGUGAACGCUCUCAACUAUUGCGCAUAAAAUUCUAUGGCAACUUUGAUAAGCCACUUGGGAGGUUUCUUCGUGAUGACUUGUUUGAUCAGAUGUCUCUCUGCCGGUCUUGUAAGGAACCUGCAGAAGCUCAUGUCCUAUGCUAUACCCACCAGCAGGGUAGCCUUACAAUAAAUGUCAGACGCCUUCCCUCAAUGAAGCUACCUGGAGAGUGUGAUGGGAAGAUCUGGAUGUGGCAUCGUUGCCUCAAGUGUGCAUAUAAAGAUGGAGUUCCACCUGCAACACGGAGAGUGGUUAUGUCAGAUGCUGCAUGGGGACUUUCUUUUGGAAAGUUUUUAGAGCUUAGCUUUUCAAAUCAUGCUACUGCUAAUCGUGUUGCAAGCUGUGGUCAUUCUUUGCAAAGGGACUGCUUGCGUUAUUAUGGAUUUGGGAGCAUGGUCGCAUUUUUCCGAUAUUCCCCAAUUGAUAUUCUUUCUGUUCGUUUACCUCCUUCAGUGUUGGAAUUUAAUGCUCACAUUCAACAAGAGUGGGUUAGACAAGAGGCUAUAGAGCUCUUGAACAAAAUGGAAUUUCUAUAUGCAGAGAUAUUUGAUGUAUUACACAGCAUUGAACAGAAAGGUAUAUCUUUUGGAUAUGAACUGACAAACAUGAGCGAGUUUCAUAGUCAUAUUAUAGAGCUGAAAGAGUUGCUGAAAAAGGAGAGAAAUGAAUAUGAUGGCUUGCUUCAACCAGAUGGUCUAGACAAUAUGCAUCCAGAUCAGACAGCAGUGGACAUUUUAGAACUCAAUCGCUUGAGACGCUACCUCCUAAUUGGUUGUUACAUUUGGGACCGGCGCCUUUGUUCUUUGGACUCUCUCCUUAGAGCAAAGAGUUCUAUUUCCAAAGUUGAUUCUUAUAUGCAUGAUGCUACAGCUUGUGCCAAGCGGGUGGAAUUGAUAAGUGAAUCCUUUUGCAAGGAUGGAAAGCUUAACCGUGAAGACAAUAGUUCAAAGCCAUUGGGGGAAAGACCUGCCUUGAAAUCAGAACAGACAGAAGAGCAUAGUCCUCAACAUUUCGAGCCUGCCCAAGAUCAUCUUGUUGAUUCCUUCAAGGCUGUCAAUUAUGAUGGUUUUGAAGAUCUUGAGCUGGCCUUGGGCCAUGGCAACAAGCAUGAGAUGUUUAUAGAUGGUGAAGUUACAUCCCAGAAGACACCUGUGGAGUGUGUUCUACCAUCUACAUCCAAUCUUUCUGAUACGAUUGAUUUAGCAUGGACUGGUACAGGUCAUCAACUAAUAAAAAAUCAGUUUCAAGCUUCCCAACCAGAUGGGCAGCAAAUGGGUUCAGCUGGGUUAAAUCAGAUGGGCAAUCCAUCUUGCACAAGGCUCAUGUCCCCUGUUCGAGUAUAUUCUUUCAAUUCUGCAUUACGAGUCCAAGACAAGAUUCACAAAGGACUGUCCCCUACUUCAUUGAGCUUGACCUCAUUUAGAUCAUUCCAUGCCUCUGGAGAUUACAGGAAUAUGAUUAGAGAUCCAAUUCCAAAUAUGUUGAGAACCUAUUCUCAGGUCUCACCUAGGGAAGUGAAGAAAUUGAACUCUAUUUUCAGCUCCCCUCCCUCAUUCAUUACAUCAGCAUCUAACAUGGCAGGUGAAGGGGUUCGAUUGCUACUUCCACAAACAGGUCACAAUAACAUUGUUGUUGCUGUUUAUGACAAUGAACCCACCAGUUUAAUAUCCUAUGUGCUUAGUUCCAAAGACCAUGAAGAUUGGGUUGCUGACAAAUUGGAUGAGCAUGGAGGAGGCUGUGGUGCAAAUGACUUCAUCAAUAAAGAGGAUGAAUUCAGCAAUUUAUCAGGAUAUCCUAAUUUAGCAGGUUCAGCCUUUUCAGUCUGGCAAUCCUUGGGUUCUCUGGACUCAGAUGAUCUCUACUACAGAAGUUAUGGAUCUGAUGACUCAUCAUCAACAAUUGGGAGCCUUUUCUCAGAUUCCAAGAGAUCUCCUCAUUUCAAGGUUUCUUUUGAAGAUGAUUCAUCAUCUCCUGCUGGCAAAAUGAAAUUCUCCGUGACCUGUUAUUUUGCAAAGCAGUUUGAUGCUCUUAGAAAGAAAUGCUGCCCUAGUGAAGUGAAUUUCAUACGUUCUCUUAGCCGCUGCAAGAGGUGGAGUGCACAGGGUGGGAAAAGCAAUGUGUAUUUUGCCAAGUCUUUAGAUGAGAGAUUCAUUAUUAAACAAGUCACAAAGACGGAGUUGGACUCUUUUGAGGAAUUUUCUCCUGAAUACUUCAAGUAUUUGACAGAUUCUCUUACUUCAGGAAGUCCAACUUGCCUUGCAAAAGUUGUUGGUAUUUAUCAGGUUUCUAUCAAGCAUUUGAAAGGUGGAAGAGAAACCAAAAUGGAUUUAAUGGUGAUGGAGAAUCUCUUUUUUAGGAGAAGUAUUUCAAGGGUGUAUGAUCUUAAGGGCUCUGCACGAUCUCGCUACAAUCCAGAUACAACAGGGAAGAACAAUGUAUUAUUAGAUUUGAAUCUUUUAGAAACUCUACGUACAAAACCUAUAUUUCUUGGGAGCAAGGCAAAGCGAAGUCUCGAGAGAGCAGUCUGGAAUGACACAUCGUUUUUAGCGUCGGUUGAUGUAAUGGAUUAUUCAUUGCUGGUUGGUGUGGAUGAUGAUCGUAAGGAGCUGGUUUUAGGUAUCAUUGACUUCAUGAGGCAAUAUACCUGGGACAAGCAUUUGGAGACAUGGGUUAAGGCAUCAGGUAUCCUUGGUGGCCCAAAAAAUGCAUCCCCAACCGUUAUUUCACCCAAGCAGUACAAGAAAAGAUUCAGAAAAGCCAUGUCUACCUAUUUCCUUACUGUGCCUGAUCAGUGGUCUUCAUGAGUUGCCUCAAUUCAAUAUUUCUUCUCAAUAGCAAUCCGUAUCUUCAUAGAUAAACCGAAAAGCCAGAACAAAUAAAGAGGGAGGGAGGGGUUCGUUUAUCAUAUUCUCAGUUCCAUCUUUUGUACAUGGGCAAAAAGUAGCUACAACAUGAGGCUUGUAUAAAAGGAGGGGAAGAGACAUACCUUCUUUGUCAAUGUUCAAUUUUUUUUGUAAGGGCAAAUUAAGCCUGAGAAAUAGGAUUCCCAACAAAUUAAUGAAGCAAUUCUUUCAUCUGUUCA